AUGUGUUUUUUCGAUCAGUGCCAAUUCGUCUGUGGUGACUACAAGUGGGGCCACUUUCGACAACAUUGUGCCAAAGAAUACCGUACAGGCGAGACCUGCGGCAUGAAAUUAGUCAUGACCACAUACCAGAGUCAUGAAAAGUGCAAGAUUUGCACGAAGAUCGAAACAAAAUGGGGCCGUAUCCAGAAGGAGCAGGAGCGUGUACUUCGAUGGAAGAAGGAAAACGGAAAGAGUCGCCAACACUCAAUCGAGGCGUCAGAGGAGAAGAUCCGGGACCUGCAACAAGAGGUCAAUAAUCUCGAAUGGCAACGCUCGCAGAAUGCUUUAGCAUUGUGA
Molecule: messenger RNA, 336 nt
Organism: Botrytis porri
Lineage: Eukaryota; Fungi; Ascomycota; Leotiomycetes; Helotiales; Sclerotiniaceae
Exons: 1
Coding region: 1-336 (111 amino acids)
Source: RefSeq, a predicted model, not a curated record